GUACACAUGGGGGACAGACUGAGUGAAGAGUGAGAGAGGAGUUAGGCAGGGCUGUAUAUUGUCACCAACCCUUUUUAGCCUGUAUACAGAGGAGGUAGCAGCCAGGAUGAGAAGAAUGAAUGUAGGGGUAAGUGUGGGGGAAUGAUAAAGUAUGUGUACUCCUUUAUGCAGAUGACGUAGUUGUUAUGAGUGAAUGGCAGAUGAGCUUCAAAGUUUGUUGGAUGUAGUGGAUGGCUAUGGUAAAGACUUUGGAGUAAGGUUUAGCAGUGAGAAAAGCAAAGUAAUGAUUGUGAAUGGGUCAGAGGAUGAAAGUAAUGUGGUAUGGAGACUUGGAGAGAAUGAGUUGAGACAGGUGCAAGAAUACAAGUACUCAGGGAUGUGGAUGAGUCCUAGUGGGUGUGCAAAGGCAAAGAAUGAAAAGAUAAAUAUGCUAAACCAGUGGGUAGGUCGACUGGGAAGCGCGGCAAGGAUGAGAGCAAGAGUUGUCGAUCCAAAGGCCUGACUCAGGAGUGAUCCUGUGCCACCUGUACCAUCAAGAUCAAGAUCAAGACAACAGUUCCCUCGUGUUUACUACCACAGUGCAUAGAAAUCUUAUCUUUUUUCGCAAAUUUCCCAAGUAAUUCCCCACCCCGGAGGCCGCCCCCAGUACCCCAGUUCCCUGCAUCCAUGGUUUAUAUUGUUAUUCUUCAAGAGGUGAGAGAGGCAAGGGACGAGAGACGCAAGGGAGAGAAGCAAGGGAGAGAGACAGAGUUGACCCGUGUGGCUCCUCUCUGGUGGUGAAAGCAAGUGACGGCAAGAUGGUGAUGGUGACCCUGCCCAACCCCCUCCAGGUACUGCCAUGCACCUUCACCACUGUCAUUACCAUCACCACCACCAGGAAAUGCACAAGGGAAAACUUGGAGGAUGUGAUUGAGGUGCAGGGUGUGGGUCAGGGGCAGAAGGUGACGUGCCAGAGUGACGUCACGUUCCCCCAAAUGCAGGCCGGCAAGUUUGCUGACGUCACCAGUCGUCAGUGCACGGCGGGUGCUGCAAGGGGAACUGCAGGAGGUGGACCUGUUCAGCAUCUCAUCCCUCCCUGCCCUCUCCCCUGACAGGAGCAUGCCAGACCCAGGGGUGCCCAAGGAAACGGUUGCGGUGGAAACUGGCGUACAGCUGUGCCUGAGCCUGCCGUGGACGCAUUUCCCAGCCCCCGAACUGAACGGUCAACCUGCCGCCAAUCUCAACUUCAACCAGAACAGCUCGGACACGGCUGGCCAGGACAACCACCGCAACACAGACAUGCAUGCACCUGAUAUGGACAUGAAAAUGGAGGGACAGGAGUCCCACGUGAUGGUGUCCGACAGGGAUGCCUCAGUGCAGGAGGGGGAACGGCAGGCAGAGACCCGCAAGCGCCCCUGGGAGAAGCCUGGAGUUAACCGAGCCAAUGAAAGCAGAAUCAAACUUUCCAUUCCAGUCAACUGAACCUGUGAAAGUUCCCAAUCCGGCCAAGCAGGUCUCAGAAGGUGCGGCGUCCAUGCACCCCGUGAUGGUGCUGCACCAGAUGAAGCCUGGCCUGCUGUACAACACUAACCAGACCACCAGGGAUAACAAGCCUUUCUUCACCGUCACCGCCGACAUCGAUGGCAAGGAGUUCUCAGGCAAGGGGACAAAUGUGAAGAAAGCCAAGUUCUUCCUGGCCAACACAGCAAUACUGGGACUGUACGGGGUAGAAUCCACCUUUGAGAUCUCCGCUUAAUAGAAGUACUAGCUGCCUGGGUACUGGCGGCGGUGUGCGGGGCAGGCGGUCCCUCGCACACGUGGCUGUAGAGUCUGCUACGUGAUAAUGACAAAGUAGAUAGGUAGCUACAUAGUAUUUUAACCUGAAGUCCUGUCUGUGAGUGUUGUCUUGUAUGUUGCUGCUUGCUGAAGGCAGGGAAUGUACUGAACUGGACCUGAGUGGCUUACAAAACUCCUGUGGAAAGGAAGUGAUGGUCUGUGCUAAAUGUUGCAGUCUGACGAGUGACGUGGAAUUCAAUUUUUCCACGUGUAAAUUCUUCCAGUCCAGUGUUUACCUUUAUUUUGUUCCAGCUCUGUUACUUAGUGCCAGAGUUAGAAGACUGACAUUUAACGGAAUUCUUAUUUAUGAUUUUGACGUACUUUCUUUUCCCAUUUAUUUACUUAGCCCAUGAAGUGUGGGUGCUCCUUGUAAAUGGUCGGUGCUGAGCCUGCCAUGAAUGCAAAUCAAAUGCAGCUGAUUGUGAAAGACAGGCACAGGAGAAGGGGUCAGUCACUCAUUCCUGCUUGUGUCAGAUCACUCAUCUAGUGUUCUGCUGUGGAGUGGAGUGGGUGAUGAGAGGGCUGUGGUGAUGGGACAGUGACAGACAAGCCCUACUUACUGAAAACAAAAGUGUGCGAACUCAUCACAUCAACACUUAUUUAGCUUCCUGACAAAAAUGGCAUCCAGUUUCAGAUGUUUAAGGUAUUUAACUCAUCUAUUUAUUUAAAGGUACCCACUCUUUAUGGGUUAAAUGAAAGCUGUACUCUAGUUUAGCAGUCAGUCUCACCACUUGGUUUAAUGUGAGCAGGUAAGGAAGCCCUAGAACCUGGCCCUUGGUUAGGUUCUGGUGACUUCUGGCUGGAAUCUCAGUACCUUAAUUUCUCUUCUGGUUGAAACUUUCUCCUCAAACACAACUGGCUGGAGCUGAGUCCUGGGAUGGUCAGCUGUUUAAAUAUUACUACACAAAAUGUUAUGAGUUUGAAUACAUAAUGAAAAUUUCUUUAAUGUGUAUGUAUGUAAAGGUUAUAAAAGCAAGUAUUUUUUUUCUUUUUCAAUUUUUGUAUAUAAUUGAGGUUAAGAUGAAUUUGAAACAUUGAUUGCAAUUUAUCAAGCUGGUGUUUUUGGUUUUGAAGGAAGUGUAAGUGCAAGAGGUAUGAAUUUGAAACAUUGAUUGCAAUUUAUCAAGCUGGUGUUUUUGGUUUUGAAGGAAGUGUAAGUGCAAGAGGUAUGAAUUUGAAACAUUGAUUGCAAUUUAUCAAGCUGGUGUUGGUUUUGGUUUUGAAGGAACUGUAAUUGUGCAAGAGGUAAUCAUUUGAUCAGAGUGGAAUUAAUGAAGCAGUUUACCACACCAGUAUUGGCAUUCCUGCUCCCUGUGUGUCCACCUUACCUCACACACCCUGACGUUUGCCUCAACGCCUUCAUUUAUCACCAAUGCAGUUAGGUAAAUUAUCACUUAUUACUAUUUUCUCAUAUGAAUUCAGAAACACUGUCAGCUUAUCAAAUAGUGUAUCUGUUAAUAUAACCUUUUGUAGGCAACUUGUCCUGUAACCACCUAUGACAUUUUAGGCUCAUUUUUGUACCAGCCUCUUCAACAGUUCUAUAGCUUAUGGAAAACUAAAUUAACUUCCUAUUCUCUCAUUUCCUCUGUCCAUACCAGCAGUUCUCAUAGUACUCUCAAUGUUGAAGGAUGAUAGCAGUCCAAGGGCAGAGCUAGUGAGUUUCUUUGAGUCUCCCCAAUAAUUGUUUUCUUUUGUAGCUUGCGGUGAAGAGGAGGAUAAUAGCGGUAAUUAAAGGUUUAGUGAUUAUAUGAAAAAAGUAUUUUUAUAAGGCGUGUAUUCGUGGGAGUGAUUUAAAAGUCUUGAAACAUUUAUUAUAAAUAGUCUUUACUUAUUUCAACUGUAGUUUUCUCUAAUCAAUGGUAAUACGAAUAAUAGAAUUACAUCAUGUUGCGUCAGCCUACCAGUAACUCAUAAGGUAUCAUACCCUAGCUUAUAAAAUAUGUUAGUAAUUUAGAAUUCAAUUAUUAACUUCAACUAAUGUCCAGCCUAUAUGCUCACCUUGCUAGCCAAUUAUUCCUGCAUUUUUAUUUAAACUCACGGUUCAGUAAAAUUAUUUGUGAAAGAAGAGAGAGAGAGAGAACUAGCUAAGGUUCCAAUAACUUCAGAUGCCUGUGGGUGUUGAGGGAGAGAGCACAAAAUGGCGUCUCCCUUCCCUCUGGCAACAGGUGGGUCUCGUAGCUCUGAAAUAUUUGAUUUUUCUUUUAUUUAGAAGUGAAUAUUACUGUGUUCAUGUUUAUUAUUCAUGUCUCUAGUGAAGAUAUAGUGACUGUACGUGUUGACAGAAUGGCGUCUCCCUUCCCUCUGGCAACAGGUGGGUCUCGUAGCUCUGAAAUAUUUGAUUUUUCUUUUAUUUAGAAGUGAAUAUUACUGUGUUCAUGUUUAUUAUCCAUGUCUCUAGUGAAGAUAUAGUGACUGUACGUGUUGACAGAAUGGCGUCUCCCUUCCCUCUGGCAACAGAUAAAAUAGCCAGUGUUGGUCCCACGUGGAGACAGGCCACAGUCUUGGGAAAGUGUUAGCCAUGUAAUGUUUCUUUAGUCAAAUAUAAUCUACUGUGAAUGUGUUGUGAGCAAUAUUAUUGCCGUAGAGAAGUGAUGGAGGAAGGCUGUGACGUUAUUUAGGGAUAUAACGGUGCCCAGAAUGAAUGGUGGUCUUGAGGAGUUAUAAAAGUAAUUAUUUUCUUGUGUAUUCGUAGUGUUAAGUAACGGAGUAUAAGUGUAUAUGCCAUACCAGAAUUUCAAGUGUCAUAGUGGGUCAAUCAACCCAAAGAAUCCCAUCAGUAUUAUUCAUUUAAUUAUUUUUGCUAUUUUUAUAUUUUUCGUUCCUCCUAAUAAAGCCACACUGUAGG
Messenger RNA from Scylla paramamosain (green mud crab), 4660 nucleotides. RefSeq lists its product as uncharacterized. Bases 1099 to 1461 code for a protein of 120 amino acids. NCBI's taxonomy places the organism in Eukaryota, Metazoa, Arthropoda, Malacostraca, Decapoda, Portunidae. The transcript is spliced from 10 exons. The record is from RefSeq and is a predicted model, not a curated record.